GUAAAAGAGUGAAAGAAGGAGCUUCGCUGUUAAAGUGCACAGCACAGCAGCCCGUCGGUGGUGCUCAGCAGUGGUGGAGCAGCACCGGACUCGGAGAGGUGGAGCGACUGUGGACGUCCGCACUGAAGUCCGCCAUCCCUAAUCUGGAGCAGGACGUGUGGGAGCCCGUGUCAGACCUCCCUGCGGCCUCAGCACCGAGACCAUCAGACAGAGAUGACACGGGGUGGACGUGGUGCAGUCUUGGCGAAGAAGUGGGCCCCUUUCCUUCUCCAGCCACGGACGUUCACACCUCAAAGGAACCGCUGUGCCCUGCAGAUUCCGGUCCAGGUUCCACUGAAAAUGGGACUGUGCUGAUGGAACACGAGCAGAGGCGUGACCUCUUCCCCAGGCCUGGUGGUCUCGCGCUGCGUCUGGGAAAUGAGCAGCCACAGGAGCCUACUUCUUCAUGGGAGACGACAGGAGGGAGCGUCUCGGCAGACAGGCCCCGGCCCCAAGUAGAGCCGGCCGGCGCCUCGUUAGCUGCCACUGGGAACGAGAGAAUCGCGGACCAGGACAGCGCGGUUGGGGCUGAUGGGAGUUCGAGAGGGGGCGAUAGCUUGGAAAGCUGCCCCAUGUGCUUGAUGAGGUUCCCUGCUGGGUUCAGCCAGAUGGACUGCGACAGCCACCUCGCCAAAUGCUUGUCAGAAAUGAAUGAGGACAUAACGUGGUGAUCCAGGAAUAACACCCUUGUGUCGCAGUCCUCUCUGCUUGGCUACAGCCUGAUUUCUCGAGCCUCAGCGCAAGAAAAGCUCUGGGUUCAGUGGUCCACAAUCUAGGUUCAUUCCUGCUACUCUUUGAUCUGUACCUACGGAGCCGUGUGGGCCAGCAGUAAUGUUUCUCUGCAGGACGAGCGCCGCAGGCGCUACUGUGGUCAAGGGACGAGUCCCAGGAGAAGCUUUGCUGCCUUUCCUGGAAGAUACACACUUAAAUGGCGGGGGUUUAUGCCAUCAUAAGACAAUAUGCUUAAGUACUUGGAGCAAAUUUUGUGUGCAGGGCAUCUAUGUUGUCCUUAGAAAUCAGGAAGCUUCAUUGUGGUUUGUGUGGGUGCCCUGACCUUCUACUGACUAGUCUUAGCGCAUUUGCAGAGGCCUUGGAACCACUAGUCACUUCCUCCCCACCAGCCUCAGGCGUUCUUUUUCUCUUCUUCCUCCGCUACC
Messenger RNA from Scleropages formosus (Asian bonytongue), 1196 nucleotides. Its product is annotated as FA core complex associated protein 20. The record is from RefSeq and is a predicted model, not a curated record. The coding region runs from base 354 to 710 and encodes 118 amino acids. Gene Ontology annotation, molecular function: ubiquitin binding. The transcript has 4 exons. Gene Ontology annotation, cellular component: Fanconi anaemia nuclear complex. NCBI's taxonomy places the organism in Eukaryota, Metazoa, Chordata, Actinopteri, Osteoglossiformes, Osteoglossidae.